CUGGCAUUCGAUUUCGCAGCCCACCAGCUCCGGUUUCUUCCGACUGCGAGCUUCCAAGUGGCGACUGCCCGAGUGCGAGAAGAGGGAGAGAAGCGGUUGUCGGAAUCCACUCCGGCCAGGGGUGCGGAGGUCGGAAUGGGGGGAGGAUUGGAUGAGGCGGUGAAGGUGGUGGAUUUGGAGGACGGUGAAGGGGAGGAGGAGGCAGAGGCCGCCGCGGCGGAGGGAUCGAGCAUGGAGAUGGGGAUGCUGCCAAGGAUGCCGGUGCGUGUGCUGCUCGCCGAAGGCGACGACUCCACGCGCCACGUCAUCUCCGCGCUGCUCCGCAAGUGCGGCUACCGAGUUGCUGCAGCCUCUGAUGGUGUGAAGGCGUGGGACCUAUUAAAGGAAAAAUCUUUCAACGUAGACCUUGUUUUAACUGAAGUUGAACUGCCUUUGAUGUCUGGGUUCCUCUUGUUAUCCACAAUCAUGGAGCAUGAUGCGUCCAAGAACAUCCCUGUUAUAAUGAUGUCUUCGCAUGACUCAGUAAGCAUGGUUUUCAAAUGCAUGCUAAAGGGUGCAGCAGAUUUCCUUGUUAAACCGAUAAGAAAGAAUGAAUUAAGGAACUUGUGGCAGCACGUUUGGAGAAAACAACUGGCAAACGGUGGGCCUAAUGUUCAGCACAUACAACGAGAAGAGAAUCUUGCAGAAAGAAUCCAACAGAAGACUGGCGUGACAAAAUCUGAUAAUUUGGACAGAGAUGUGCCCUGUAAAAAUAGAGAAUGCAGUGAACAAGAAAGUGAUGCUCAAAGUUCUUGCACAAGGUCAGAGCUGGAGGCUGAAAGUAAGCAAACAGACAACAUUUUGGAGUAUAAGCAAUCAACUCAAAGGCACUUGUCUAUUCCUAGCCACAAGAAUGUUGAGCUAAAUGGACAGACCAAAAUACAAAGAGCUGAGGGUAAUAACUUGAUUCCAGCAAGAGAAGACGAUUUAUCGCCAAAGAAAAGAACGUGUUUGAAUGAGAAUAAUUCUGAGAGAGCUUCAAGAGAUAUGGAGCUAGUCCACAUUAUGGAAAAUCAGCAGAAGUAUAACACACAGUGGGAGGUGGAUACUAUGAGAACAACAUCUAGGGGAAAUGAUGAGAAGGGCUCCAUCCCAGCACAUCAGUUGGAGCUUUCUCUUAGAAGAACUGACUACGGAAAAUUAGAGAACCACGAGAAAAAUGAUAGAAGAACACUGAACCAUUCAACUUCCUCUGCGUUUUCCUUGUAUAAUUGCAGGGCUGUGCCAACCUUAGGAAAUGCUGGUGAUGGUCAAUUAUGCAGCACCUCAGAAACACUAGUGGAUGUUGAAAAUAAAAAUGGAGAUUCAGCAGAUCCCUCUCAAGACAUGACUGAAACAAAUCGUCCUCCUAUUAGAGUUGUUCCUGUCCCUGUCCAAGGUCUCACAUUUGAUGGGCAGCCAUUCUGGAAUGGUACACCAGUGGCAUCCCUAUUCUACUCACAGUCAACUCCUCCCAUUUGGAAUAGCAAAACAUCAAUGUGGCAAGAAUCAACCCCACAAGCAACUUCACUGCCACAAAAAUCUCCACAGAAUGAACCAAAUGAAAUGGGGGCUAAACCAGUUAUAAAUGCAGGGGAACAAUUUGCCAUGGGUCCUCCCAGUGCCAGUGGGAAGCAGCUGCAUGUUGAAAUUCUUAAUGAUGAUCCACGGCAUAUUUCUCCUAUGACUGGUGAAAGUGGAAUCAGUACCGUGCUAGACAGCACCAGAAAUACUCUGAGCAGUAGUGGCUGUGAUAGCAUUUCCAACCAGAUCACUGCCCCUACUGAAUCAUCCAAUGUAUAUAAGGAUGUUCCUGAAACCCCAAGCGCCGAAGGGUCACGGCAUCUGAGCCAGCGUGAGGCUGCACUGAACAAGUUCCGGCUAAAGAGGAAGGAUAGGUGCUUUGAGAAGAAGGUUCGAUACCAGAGCCGGAAAUUACUCGCAGAGCAGCGUCCACGGGUCAAGGGCCAGUUUGUUCGUCAAGAUCAUAGCAUCCAAGGAAGCUAGGGUCCAGUUACUGAGCUGGAACUCUAUUCUAUUAUCUAAAAAAAGUCACUGCAAGUGACUCCACUGCGGUCUGCGGGUAUCCUGAUGUCAGAUUUUGCCGAAGAGUUGGAAGCAGUCACACUGAGUUACAGUUUGCUCUGUAUAUUUGCUGAAGUUUGUAAUAUAUGUAUGUAUAGGCUAACGCUGUUCUUUCCUAGGUUAGGCACAGGACCUGGCACGUUUGAAGGUUUGUCAGUAGGCGUUAGAAAAUACAGGCAUACUUUGUUUCAGGUCAAGAUGAGAUGUGACCUUCAGUAGCGCAUGUGUGCUUUAAGUCUUGUAUUACGUAAUUAAGUUGUUUGAUGUUUCGGGUUAGAUGUACGCUCCGUGGAUGAAAUGUAAAGGAUGUCCACCAAAACAUGCUUGUUUCCGUGCAGCUUGUUGCAAUGAACAUCGUUGGCCUGGUUUCUGUC
This is a messenger RNA of Zea mays, 2477 nucleotides long. Its product is annotated as Two-component response regulator-like APRR9. Gene Ontology annotation, biological process: cytokinin-activated signaling pathway; phosphorelay signal transduction system. The transcript is spliced from 8 exons. The record is from RefSeq and is marked provisional. Bases 136 to 2025 code for a protein of 629 amino acids. NCBI's taxonomy places the organism in Eukaryota, Viridiplantae, Streptophyta, Magnoliopsida, Poales, Poaceae. Gene Ontology annotation, molecular function: protein binding.